Somion occarium is the source of this 3664-nucleotide messenger RNA. Lineage: Eukaryota; Fungi; Basidiomycota; Agaricomycetes; Polyporales; Cerrenaceae. The record is from the annotation of a GenBank genome assembly.
ACCUCCCCUACUUACGAUAUUGACAUUCCUUUGAAUAUUCUGAACCCCUUUGGUGCGGACGCCGACUCGGAUAUCGAAGACCUUACACACUUUGUCCCACCCAGUACUCAAAGCAAUAAUCGAUUACCACCUGGUAGAAAUCAUCCCUCGCCGAUUCCUUCCAGUCGUCACUACGCGAUGGAUCCCGCUGGCGACAGAGGUUUCAGUCAACGUGAUGACUUAUGGAAUGACAAUCUUGAGAGAUGGGCAGCAGCUGCUUCUCGUCGAGACUCACAGGACCGUUGGGAUGACCGAGAAAGAAUUGAGCGUGACUGGAGUGCGGGUCUUGAGAGCCAUACGAAUACGAAUGAAAGGCGGGGAUUUCAGUCACGAAGAGGUCCUGCGAACGUUCCUUCCGCUCCUCGAGAGCCUCCUAGGUUCUACAAUAAGGCACCACCAAUACAACAUUCACCAGUGUAUCCAGUUGUUCCCAACUUUUCCGGUUUUCCUGCUUCUCCCGCUCAACGCGAAACUGACCAGGACAGCUAUCAGCACGAUCAUGUCAUGUCUGAACGGGGACCAUGGAUCCGCAUAGUCGACGACGAUGACGCUCUCUUUGAACGUGCUAACAGGCGUACUGGCAGGAACGGCCGAAAUGAGUUUAUGCCACCAAAUCACAGUGCUAGCGGGAGACCUGCCUUGCCUCUAUCUUCGAACGGUGGAAGACGAGAACCUCUGAGCGUGGAGCGCAUGUUUAGCGAUGUGAAUGCCGACAUUGUAGAUGGUAUCCUCAACCGCAACGACAUCGAGCGCGAAGGGUUAGGUUCACCACAAGUGCGAAACUCGUUGUCGUAUCGCAAUCCACCGUCAUCAUCUUCAUCUAACUCAUCUCGUGCUUCGAACGGGUCACAGUCUUCAGCGUACUUCUCGGCAUCUUCCUCUCCAUACCCUUCAACUGGGCCAACCAGUUUUUACCCCUUUUCCUUAAACACUUAUUCUCCAGGUGUGAGUCGCUACCACACCGCGGUGUCAAAUUUCAACGUUCCGGAGAGAAGCGAUCCUCCUGCAUCCUUCUCUGUGGCGGAGCGAAGUCAAAACGAGGUUCCUCGGCAGGCUACGUCUGGGAGGGAAGUCGAAUUGGUGCUACAGAGUUUCCAGGACGUUCUUGGGAAUAUUGGCCGCCCUGAGCCUUCUACAUCUAGUGGCCAGACUGGCACUGACGGAAAUACGUCAUUACCUUCGUCAACAAGAGCACGAGAUGCUAGUAACCCCCUCGAACUCGAACGACAUCUUCGGCAGAUUGAACAGGCAGACGAAUCUUCUCAUAACAGACGCUACAACCUUUCUCCAAACGCAAUUGCUGAUGACCUUGAGGAGAUUCUGCCGGACAAUGCUCUAUCCUCCCCUCAUCCGGAUUUGGAUGAGGAUGUCACCAUGGACAGGGCUAUACGGGCUUCCAUCCAGGCUGCAGAGGGACUUGCGGCUGAGUUUAGCAAUGCAGGUGUUCCUGAGAUCUCUCCUGAGCUGAGGCAACUGUUGCGUACUGUCCAAAACCACACAUAUUCAUUAUCACAAACCUCUAGGCGCACACCUUCUCGAGGACCUUCUCGUCAUGAACGCCCUGUGCCAGAAGUGGAACACAGGGCACCGGGCCCAUACGAGCAUCUACCUUCGGCCCUUCGUCCGUCGCCCGUCGCCGUUGAUUUCCGCAUCGAGAAUGGAAGAGUGGUGGAGGCGCAUCGCUUCAACCCGUUGACAGACACAACAGGUCCACCGGUGGACGCCCUAACCUAUCUUCGAAAUCGCCAACAGGCCUUGCGUGACGGACGUGCGCUGCAAGCCCAACUACGAGAUGGCCGUCCUCAAGGACAGAACCCUGCUUCAGUUUCAACCAUGGAAGGUUGGAGACCGCCUUCGCCGCCACCAGCACCGACACCACCUUCACAUUCUGCGAGAUCUUCCCAAUACCCUAAUUUGAAUCUCAAUGAUUUCCAUGACGGUCCUUUCAGAGCCUCCAUGGCCCGUACUAUGGCGUUGAAUCGUCGCCGUGCUAUGGGUCAGGCUAUCGCUGGGAAUAGGCCUCCCCCAAGUCACUCUCUUGCUUCACGUCCCAAUCGGGAUUCCGAAAGAGCGCAACCUAGUUCAAGACCAAGUCGCCCGCCCUAUGCCAUUCCACCAAGAAACUAUCUCGAUUCGCGAUCUUCAUCACGCCCUACUCCUUCCAUUGGCACUGAAAGAGACAGGCCACCCGUUCUUCGAGAUCUCGAUUUUUACAACCCGGGUACUGGCGACAACGGUACAUCCAGAAGACGAGCUAGCUUUUCUCGUGAACAACCGCAGGUUUCUUCGCAGUACUCUCGCGACCAACGAGAGCUCCAUGAUUUCGUUACUCGUCGAAGGCCGGUAGCUACUCUAGCUCUGCAAGUUAACGAACCCAAUUCUAGACAUGAGGACUUGCCACUCUCAUUCACUCGGCGCGGCGAUCGUGAUCGUAACGAUGUCUAUAGACGACGCAAUAACGAUGGGAGGUCUUCUGAUUCAUGGGGAAAUAUUGCUGGAGAUAUCUCAAUGGGUAGUCCAGACAUACACCAGCCGGCUCAUGGUUCGCGUUCAAAUCGCGGGUGGGGCCGUGAUUCGCCGCCAUUGAUACCUACCGGUCCUCCCCCGUUCUCCUAUGCUCGUCACGCUGACGCAAGGCCGGUCAAUGGAGCGCUACCGCCUCACUUGCAAGCUGGAACCACUAUGCAGAGUCCGCACAAUAGAGCCCGACUUCAGGCAGAUAUAAACACUGAGCUAGAACGUUCUCGUGAAGACCGGCUUACUCGCGUUCGUCGUCAUGCGCAUGCCAGAGAGCUAUCACGAAUCAUAGGAUCUAACGACCUCGAGAGCGCGUACGAAGGUCUUGUUCGCUUUACUGCAAUUAUGGAGGAGGGCGGAACGCGACGAGUUCCUCAGGCUGUCAUUGAUAGCCUUCCUAGUGGCGUUUACAGCGACUGGGCUACGCCUGGUGAAUCUGAAGACUGCUGCCCUAUUUGUCUCGACGACUAUGAGCAGGAUGCCCCAGUUCUAAGGGUCCCGGCUUGCAAGCACUGGUUCCAUAAGACUUGUCUUACACAGUGGUUGAAACGUGGGGAUACUUGUCCCGUGUGCCGAGCAGCUGUUCGUCCAGAGCAAGGAAAUGGUCCACCUACCCGAGGCUUUCCCCCUGUGCCUGGUCCCAGCAGUAGCCGUGGCGGUAGAAGAUUUGAUUCUGACGACGACGAAGAUGAUUUCUUCCUCCCACUUGACUUGUUUUGAACGAACGGUUGGACAGUAUAUAUAGCAAUCUCUCGCAUAUCCUCGCAUUCUGUUUCAGAUUCCCCAACUUGUAUUUUUGCAUGAUCUUGCACGUUGCGCAUCUUUUAUAUAUUAGUGUUACCCCGCAUGUACAAUCACAGACUUCCUGUAUCACACACAUCACAUGGCUUUCAUGCUUUCCAGUAUAACGAUGGAUUCGAUCACAGGGGCAAAUUUGCAGGCAUGUCAACUCAAAAAGCGGGUCCUGGAAGACAGAACGUGCGCGGAAGAGCGUCGCAGGCCGUAUAUUGUCGUAGAAUCCCGAGUCCAGUGCGCGUAACAGAGUACGACGGGUGAAGAAAGCCUCGCAUACAUAGUAUCUGGAGAGCAAUAUAGCACAUAUACAUUC